GUCAGUGGCAUGUGAUCUCAGUAGAUGAACUGGAGUCCAGUAUCAGUGUUAAGAUCAGUAAGGAAGCUGUGAUGAGCAUCAACAGCCCUGAGAGUCUCUUUACGUCCGUUAACGGGAAACUGGAGACCAAGGUGUACAUUGCAGGGCUGCCCAACCGCACCGACAGCGUCAUCAAACCGAUUAACCCUCGUCUGGACGGCUGUAUCCGCGGCUGGAACCUGAUGAACCAAGGGGCGUCUGGGGUGAAAGAGGUUAUCCAGGAGAAGGAGAGCAAACACUGUUUCCUGCACGUAGAGAGAGGGACCUACUUCACUGGAGCAGGACUGGCUCACUUCAACAUAGACUACAGUGAGUCGGGGAGCUGGAGGGUUGAUCUGAAGAUAAGUAUCCGUCCGUCCAGCAGCACAGGGGUUCUCUUCGCUCUGGUCGUCAACGAUACCGUCCCCCUGUCUGUCGCGCGUGGUUACGCAAGGACCUGA
This is a messenger RNA of Coregonus clupeaformis (lake whitefish), 479 nucleotides long. Its product is annotated as vitamin K-dependent protein S-like. The record is from RefSeq and is a predicted model, not a curated record. The transcript has 4 exons. NCBI's taxonomy places the organism in Eukaryota, Metazoa, Chordata, Actinopteri, Salmoniformes, Salmonidae. Bases 72 to 479 code for a protein of 135 amino acids.